CUUCGGUGUUGAUAAGUGAUUCACUGUGAGAGCAACUAAAGCUAGGCUACCCCAUGUCUUCAUCCCUGAGCUUGCUGAGCGAAUCGCUAGCACUCAGUAGAGAUUGACAGAGUAGACGGAGACAGAGAGAGACGCGCACACACGCAGAGAGCGAGAGCGAGAGAGAGAGAGAGAGAGAGAGGUGAAGGCGGAGACGACGGACGAGGAGAUGAACCAGGUCUUCAAUGGGAGGACUACGCUCCUGCUUUGGUCAGCACAAUCGUAGGAUAAGGCAUACUGAAAAAGUUAGCGGUUCUCGAUAAUAAUCCCGGUAACACAACCGCAGUGAGCAGUUUCUACUCUGUUUUCUUACCUCCGUAAAAAUAUCUUCGGCAUCUGGCAACCUGGAAGUGUUUUGGACGAAAAACAAUUCGUGGAUCUGCUGGGUCGAACUUUGGGGUUAUGCAUUUGGAAUAUGCGGUAAUAAAAUUGCAGACAAACAAAUCAAACACCUCUGAGGAAAAAUCAGGACAACGACACUCUGAGGGAUUCCUACACUGAACGGUUCGUCUCGAAUUACGAGUUGGAGACUAAUCUUUAGACAUGUCUGACAUGGCCGAUGCCGAGGAGGCUUUUGGACUCCCCAGUACCCCGAAUGAAUCGGAUUCAAAGGAGUUACAGAAUGAAAGUAAACAAGACAACCAAAUUGGAACUUCAAGCAAAUCACCAUCGCCUCAGACAACGUACACUCAACAGGGAAUGGAAGGAAUAAAAGUGUAUUUACACGAAAGAGAACUGUGGACGAAAUUUCAUGAAGUUGGGACUGAAAUGAUUAUCACAAAGGCGGGGAGGCGAAUGUUUCCAAGCUACAAGGUGAAGGUUACUGGACUUAAUCCAAAAACGAAAUAUAUUCUCUUGAUGGAUAUUGUGCCGGCUGAUGACCACCGUUACAAAUUUGCUGACAAUAAAUGGUCUGUGACGGGGAAGGCAGAGCCCGCUAUGCCCGGGAGGUUGUACGUCCACCCAGACUCACCAGCGACGGGGGCACAUUGGAUGAGGCAGCUUGUCUCCUUCCAGAAGCUAAAACUAACCAACAACCACCUCGAUCCUUUUGGACAUAUCAUAUUAAAUUCCAUGCAUAAAUAUCAACCCAGGCUGCACAUUGUGAAGGCAGAUGAGAACAAUGGCUUUGGCUCGAAAAAUACAGCUUUUUGCACUCACGUGUUUCCAGAAACUGCGUUCAUUGCUGUCACAUCCUACCAAAACCACAAGAUUACGCAGUUGAAGAUUGAGAAUAAUCCCUUCGCCAAGGGUUUUCGGGGGAGUGACGACAUGGAGCUGCAUCGGAUGUCCAGGAUGCAAAGUAAAGAAUACCCGGUGGUACCACGCAGCACUGUUCGCCAAAGGGUUGGAGCCAGCCAGAGCCCAUUCAGUGGGGAAGUGCGAGGCCUAGCAACACCCAGCAGUUUGAGCUCACAAUACCCAUGUGAGAAUGGGGUCACCAGUACCACCCAGGAUCUACUGUCCCAACCAGGCUCCUACCCCAUCCCCCAUGAGCACAGCCAGGUCUACCAUUGCACCAAGAGAAAAGUGGAGGAUGAGUGCCAUGCUGGAGACCACCCAUUCAAGAAGUCCUACAUCGAGAGCUCCCCCAGCGAGGAUGAGACAUAUUACCGGCCAUCCAGUUUCUCCCAGCACUCCGGCCUUGGCGCCACCUACAGGACUGAGUCGGCGCAACGGCAGGCUUGCAUGUACGCCAGUGCCUCGCAGGCGAGUGAGCCGGUGCCCAGCCUGGAGGACAUCAGCUGUAACACGUGGGCGGGGGUUCCACCCUAUACGAGCUGCCCGGUGACAGCCAUGCAGUCCAUGGAUAGGCUGUCUUACCAGCAUUUCUCUGCCCACUUCACUUCCGGGCCCCUGGUGCCCAGACUGAGCAGUGUGGCAAGCCACUCCUCCCCACCACUCGGCGACGCCCAUGGCAUGUACCAGAGCUCAAUGCCACACCAGUCCCUCGCCAGGCAGUGCGGCCCCAGUGGAGGCCUUCAGUCACCCACCGCGGGUUUGCAGGGCAAUGAGUACCUUUACCCCCACAGCAUGUCCCGCACCCUGUCUCCACACCAGUACCAUGCUGUACACACUGUGGGCAUCAUGCCUGAGUGGAGUGAAGGCAGCUAAUUGGACAGCUUUUAUAUUUUGAGGGGGCAACAAAUAAGACUAUAGUGGAGUGGAAAACUGAGAUUUUUUUAUAAAAAAAAUUAUUUUCCACAGAAGUCUAAUCACACUAUUCAUCGGAUUGAUUGCCUAGAUACGUCAUAAGAAGCUUGCUUUAUGCGCCUUAAGAUCAUUGCAGUAUUACUCCCAUCCCAUUGCAGAUCUAAACAGAGAGACAUCUCUUGUGCGAACAUCACUUCUAAAGGACGGAAAGGAUGGAAGAAAUUACAUGGCAAAAAGUCAGACUUUCCUUCAACAGCCUCCUUAAUUCCCUUCUUACUCCUCAUGACAUUUAAGUGUAUAAUACAAACUGUUGGCCACAAAGGAAACCUCACCUAUUUUCAUCACUUUAAGAGCUCUCGGAGAAAGGGGAGCAGAUUGUUGAGAUUGAUUACAUUGUUUCUUAAAACCUAGCUCAUUAUGGUAUUCUCUAGAUACUGACAGGGAAGACUGAUUUUUUUCCCCCCUUAAAAUAGUCCAUGUGCUUCUUGUACAUUGCAUCCCAUUUGAAUGCAGGUUUUGUCAUUACUGUGUAAAUGUUGACACUGAGCAUGACAUUAACUUGCAGCUAACCUUUCCAACAGGAUCUUGCCCACAGUGGAUUAAGCAAUAUUCAGUUCUAUUGUUAAUAAAUCUUGGUGCACAUACAAAGCUUUAGCAAGACUGAGUAGAAGCCACAGAUAUUUUGCACACCCCUUCCCAUAUAAUUUCUAUUCAAGAGAAAAAAGCAAAUGGGUGAUAUUCAUUUCCUUGGUAAAAGGGUGUCUUUAGUAUAAGUUAUUUACAUUCUUGGAAUUGUACAUUUGGUUUGUUUCUCUUUACACUAUCACCAAUGUAGCACAGGGAUAUUUGCAGUGACAACUCAUUCAGCGCCACUUUGACUAUAUGUAAGAAUACCCAGUGAGGUCUUGAUCUAUGGGGAGUAUGUAAACAACAAUUUUGUUUUCAUUUAUUCUGCUUGUUUAACAAGUAUGUCAGUUGAAUUAAUAAUUUAUGAUGAAUCCAAAUUUCCUUUUUUUCUGUAGUGUUCUCUUUCUCAAGAGAGCUAGCUAUUGACAAAUCAAUAUCAGUUAAAUCACAAAUAGGUCGCACUUAAGAGGUAAAUCCCUGACUAACUGUAGAUCUAGCAAACGAAUGCUGCUUCCUCGUGAGGUGCAGAACCAAUGGAAGGUUAUCAAUAUACCUGGAAUUCAUGCACAGACAACAAACCUUUGUUAGCAUGUAUCCCUAAAUUCAAAUAAAUUAAGAUAUAAGAAAAUGCAAUUUGCCAUGUGAAUAAAAAUAAUUUAUUACAAAAUCACCAAUAAAUUAUUGUGCCAGGUGUAAACAUUGGUACUUGUGUGAUGACAGUUGUCAGAAACACCUCUGAAGUAUUUACUUAUCACAUGGCUAGUCAGAUUCAACAGAGUUUUGCUGUAUACUAUCACUGACUACACACCUGUCAGUGCAGUAGUGUGUUGGAUAUCUUAUAUACCAUCUUGUGGCAUGGAAAUGAAGAUUCAACAAAAGCUGCUUUACUUUAGAUUAUAAAAAGAACUAGCGGAAUGUGCCUUUCACUGACUCUAGAUUUCGUGAAAGUCAUUUUUUGUCUUUUUUUAGCCUUCUCUUAUUGUCACUCAGAUGACUGUAUCUCUGCUGAAUGGCAUAUAAUGACAUGAGGUUGGAAAUUAAUCAUUUAUUUUAAAUAGGCCUAGAGUGGUUAGGACAUUGACAUGGUAUUCUCUAAGAAACACUAUAAAAUGCAGAAUUGCAUUCAACAAAAGCACUAAAAACAUCAUAUGACUGUCACUUACAUCCUUUUGCUAACCCUUGUAAUGUAUUGCAGUAAAUUAUUGCUGCUGUUACAGACAUGAGACCACAAUACAAUCAACAUUUGCCUUAGUGUUAAUGAAAAUGGUUUGUAUAAUUACUGUUUGGUGGCAAAUGAUCUCACCAAACGGCCUAUGUGAGAUCAGCGAACUAACAUUAUCUGUUUUUAAAUGGCAAUCAAAUUGGACAAAUGUUAAAUGAAUCCAGGCUUUAUUAUUUGGAUAGGUGCUCAAAAUAUAUCUAUUUUCAGAGGGUUAGAAUAAUUUUUUUUUUAUUUGUAAGAACAGUGGAGGGAAUAAAAUUCCAUAGAAAAAACAGCCAACUGCAUCACAAGAAAAAAAUUUAAUCAACAUGAGGAUGCCCCUGUGCGGUUCUUGUAUACUACAGAAUGUUGUAGUUGUUUUUUUCUUUUAUUUUAAAUGGAUUUCUAUGGGUGCCUGAAGAAUAAGUUCCCUUAAAGGUCCAGGAAACUGAAAUCUGUGAAUUAUUUGCUGAUGGGUCGUUUUAAUACUUUUUUUUCAUUUGCAAGAAAUAUUUUUAAACAACUCAUGCAAAUAAAAAAAACAUAUAAAAGCCUGUGCUAAAAUUGACCUGCUUUCCCCCUUGGAUAAACGCCAGGUUUUCAUUGGGUGGGGUUAACUGGGAGUUAGUUACAUAACAAAAGCAAUACGCCUUUUUGCUUUUCCCAAAAAUAAAGAGACCUACAAGAAAUGUAUUUUGUUUCUGACGCCUACAGACAAUAUUACAAUAACCCAUACAGUUAGUAUUUGCAGUUCCCAGUUUCACCCAGAGCUUUUCACAGAACAAGGGUAAGUAGGCCUAACAUUAGCUAGCAACAAUUAAAUAGCUUUCAAGCUUAGACAUGUGGAAUCAAGCACUUUCUUUAUUCAGGUGUAAUGUCCAGAGUUUGAGACUGCCAUAGAGUCUAAUGUUGGUGUACUGUAGCUCCAUGUUACAACAUUAUUACACAUUGAAAGUUCUUCAGGUUUAACUAUACAAUGGUAAAUCUAGUUUAUAUUGCUUUCUUUCAUUUUGUUGAGUACCUCUAACCUGGCUAGCGAUUAGGAAUGGUUUACAUUGGACACAUAAUGUGUAUUACGGAUAUGAAUGUUAACGAGCACAGGAUACACACCCACCCUGUUCUUGUCCAAUGAACAGGUCACAAUAAUCUAAUAGUGUUUAUUAAAAUGUAAUGGUUAUAACUGUGUUUAAACUUCGAUAAAAUAUUACGAAGACAAUCAAUUGUCCCUUCUCGGAAAUAUCGCCACAUUUGAAUCCAGUUUCCUGGACCUUUGAUUAAGAACCCAAGAUGUGAACGGGGGAGCUUAAUGAGGUUAUUUCCACAUGUGGUGCUGAAGAUAGUAAAAAUGCGAAAGCGGAGUCUCCACAACUGCAGCUCACUGUUAAAACUCUGUUAAAAACUUGCACAUACAUGAUACACUGCAGAAUGAGAAGCAUCCUGGACUCACAAAAAGUCUCAUUCACAGAAAUACAAUUUAAAAAAAUAACAAUAACAAGUCCAAGUAUGAGGUAGUAUGAGCAUUUUUUAACAGUUGUUUAUGCCCUGACUCAAGUAUAAUCUACGGGUAAGUCAUUCACAAUUAAAAAUAAAGGAACACUGAAAAUGUGUGCUAUUAAUAGUUAUUCCCACUUUUAUUUUCAAUAAAAAUGAACAUGGUUUGGUGUUAGACUGAAUAAAGGGAACGUGGAAUAGAAAGGUAUGCUUCAAAUAUUUUGACAAAAUUUCACCUCAAACAAAUUUGAGUCAAUAAACAGAUACUGGUACUAGUUGUUUACAAAUGAACCAUGCUAUUAAACCAUUAUACAUGAUAAUCCAUAAACAUGGGACUGAAUAAAGCAAAAAGGUGAAGAAUUUGAUCCUGAUAUUAAAUUAUAUAUAUUCACAUUAUUUCCAGUAUUCAAAGCCUUGAAAAAAAGUGCAGUUUAAAAUUUGACACUUAUGAUUUCAUACUGAUAAAGGCUAAGACUGUGUAAAGCAUAAAUUCAUCUGAGAAAUGAUUGGAGAGAGAAGCAUACUUAAAAUAAGUAUGGACUUAGACAUGUGUGUUACAUAUGGUCAAAUUGGUAAUUUGGAAAAAUGUUUGCUUGUAGUAACUUGUAUUGUUCUUGUUCAUAGUAUUUAUUAUUGUAGUAUUAUAAAUACAUAUGUUUUUAGCCUAUCAAAUUAUAUAUUGUUAGUUCAAUUGUUAUUUUUGGUUUUUGUUGAUAGUUUAUUUUGAUUUUUGUCUCAUUUAACAUUAAAAGAAAAACAUGAAGAAAUCAUCAUAUGAAAUUUGGUUAUUAAGUUGCAAUUGUAUAGAAAACCUGGAUUACAAUGUAGUGUGUCAUUGAUGUAAAUAAACACAAAUGUAUAUACAGAACUGCAAUAAAUUUAAAAGAACCUU
Messenger RNA from Anguilla rostrata (American eel), 6404 nucleotides. RefSeq names its product T-box transcription factor TBX5-like. The transcript is spliced from 9 exons. The record is from RefSeq and is a predicted model, not a curated record. NCBI's taxonomy places the organism in Eukaryota, Metazoa, Chordata, Actinopteri, Anguilliformes, Anguillidae. Gene Ontology annotation, molecular function: RNA polymerase II cis-regulatory region sequence-specific DNA binding; DNA-binding transcription factor activity, RNA polymerase II-specific. Gene Ontology annotation, cellular component: nucleus. Bases 583 to 2154 code for a protein of 523 amino acids. Gene Ontology annotation, biological process: regulation of transcription by RNA polymerase II; pattern specification process; cardiac left ventricle formation.